UUUUGUUGUGAUUAAGAAUGGCUUCACAAAGGAACUAUGGAGUUCUGAUUCUGCACAUGAUGUUUUUCCUUGUUGUGUCUCACUACUGUCAUGCACAAGGCCUUAAAGCUAACUUCUACAAGAAAACAUGCCCUGGAAUGGAGUCUGUUGUGAAACAGACAACGGCUCGCCUCAUUUCCAAAGCACCAACUCUCGCAGCUCCCUUGCUUCGAAUGCAUUUCCAUGAUUGUUUCGUUAGGGGUUGUGAUGGUUCUGUUCUAUUGAACUCGACGAGUAAUAACCAAUCAGAGAAAGAGGCAAUUCCCAACCAAAGUCUCAGAGGAUUCCAAGUUAUAGAUGCUGUAAAAUCUGAGGUAGAGAAGAAGUGUCCCGAGGUUGUUUCUUGUGCUGAUAUCCUAGCAUUAGUAGCUCGAGAUGCGGUUACAAUGCUUAAUGGGCCAUUUUGGAAAGUUCCAUUGGGAAGAAGAGAUGGAAAAGUUUCUAUCAUGUUGGAGGCUUUGAACGACUUACCCCCUCCAUUUGGAAACAUUUCCACCUUAAAAACAAUGUUUGCCGCCAAGGGUUUGAACAAGAAAGACUUGGUCGUUUUAUCAGGAGGACAUACAAUAGGAACUUCUCACUGCCCUGCCUUCACCGACCGGCUGUACAACUUCACCGGCAGAGGAGACACCGAUCCUACGAUGGAUCCGAGCUACGUUGCCGCUCUGAAGAAGAAAUGCCGGCCGGGAGACAGCACAACACUGGUGGAGAUGGAUCCUGGGAGCUUCAAAACAUUCGACGAAAAAUAUUUCUCCGACGUAGCAAAGAGAAGAGGUCUCUUCCAGUCCGAUGCUGCUCUCCUUAACGACAAGCAAACCAGAGGUUAUGUCGUCCGCCAGGUUGCCACCGGCGGCGCCACCUUCUUCAAAGAUUUCGCUAAAUCCAUGGUGAAAAUGGGGAAGAUUGGGGUUUUGACUGGCAAUAAUGGUGAAAUUAGGAGGCAUUGUGCUUUGGUUAAUUAAUUAAUAUUGAUGUAUAAUUAAGUGGGUCGUUUAAUU
Messenger RNA from Ipomoea nil (Japanese morning glory), 1037 nucleotides. Its product is annotated as peroxidase 27-like. Gene Ontology annotation, molecular function: peroxidase activity; heme binding. Bases 18 to 1001 code for a protein of 327 amino acids. The record is from RefSeq and is a predicted model, not a curated record. Gene Ontology annotation, cellular component: plasmodesma; plant-type cell wall. NCBI's taxonomy places the organism in Eukaryota, Viridiplantae, Streptophyta, Magnoliopsida, Solanales, Convolvulaceae. Gene Ontology annotation, biological process: hydrogen peroxide catabolic process; response to oxidative stress. The transcript is spliced from 4 exons.